Molecule: messenger RNA, 2827 nt
Organism: Cuscuta europaea
Lineage: Eukaryota; Viridiplantae; Streptophyta; Magnoliopsida; Solanales; Convolvulaceae
Source: the annotation of a GenBank genome assembly
CCGUUUAUGAAACAAAGCUUUCAUGGGUACAAAAGGGUAUAAGAGUGGGUUAAAACUUCAUAUUUUAAAAAAAACAAAGAUAUCCUACCCUGUAUUUUUUUCAUGAAAUUGAUACUCUUUGUGCUCUGGUUUUGUAGUUGAAUUUUGUUAGGGAAAGUGACGUUCCUUCACCUUAUAGCUAGAGACUUUUUGGCAUUUCUAAGAAGAAUUUCUUCUUUUACUAAAAUGCUAUGAUCGUUGCAAAUCCCAAUCUGGGCUCAUUGUAUCCAACCGCUCAAUCAAGGAUUUUUGUAUAAAUGGUAGAUAGUUGCAAAGGAUCAAAGAGGCUUCUGCUCUAUUUGGAUUGAAGGUCAGGGAGUAUAAUUGAUGGGUGGUAUAUUAAGCCUAAAUAAUCACAAACCCAUCUUGACUGCGGCAAAUGGGGCUUCACAGAGUGACACACGCAAGAGACGGAGGAUUUCAGCUAGUUUCUGGGAAGAGGAUCCACCUUGGUUGAUCCCCAACCUUCCUGAUGAGAUAUCCUUUCAAAUUCUUGCGAGACUUCCUAGAGCUUUUUACUUAAAAGCCAAGUUAGUUUCGCGUGGAUGGAAAUCUGCUAUUAUGAGCCCCGAACUAUACAAAACAAGAAAGGAACUCGGAACAACCGAGGAGUGGCUCUAUGUUUUGACUAAGCUCAACGAUGAUAUGCUUUUAUGGUAUGCCUUAGAUCCCGUCUCAGGGAAAUGGCAACGGUUGCCACCCGUGCAUGGAUUUCCCACCAAAGAUUGUGCACCUAAAACGAUCAAGAUCACAGAUGCCGUAAGGCGUUUGUUCAGGAAAAAGGAACCCCUUGACCAUAUCCCCUUUUGUGGUUGUGCUAUUGGAGCCAUUGAUGGGUCCCUCUAUGUCAUGGGAGGGUUUUGUAGAGACUCAACCAUGAGGUGCGUUUGGCGUUACGAUCCGAUAAAGAAUGUUUGGGAUGAAAUCAGCCCAAUGUCCGUUGGUAGAGCUUAUUGUAAGACUGGCAUCCUGAAUGGGAAGCUUUAUGUGGUCGGAGGUGUAACUCGGGAUCGAGGUGGGCUUACCCCGCUCCAGUCAGCAGAAGUGUUCGAUCCCCGGUCCGGCGUCUGGACGGAAAUCCCAAACAUGCCCUUCGCCAAAGGCCAUAUGCUUCCAAACGCCUUCUUAGCCGAUUUUCUCAAACCUAUAGCCACUGGGAUUUCGACUUACAGAGGAAAGCUUUACGUCCCUCAGAGUUUGUAUUGCUGGCCAUUCUUUGUUGAUGCCGGGGGGGAGGUUUACGAUCCUGAAACAAACAGGUGGGUUGAGAUGCCAAUAGGGAUGGGGGAGGGGUGGCCUGCCAGACAGGCCGGGUCGAAGUUGAGUGUGAUUGUUGAUGGUGAACUCUAUGCUUUGGAUCCUUCUGGGUCAACAAAUGCCGCUAAGAUAAAAGUGUAUGAUUCCCAAGGUGAUGUUUGGAAGGCGAUUGAAGGGGACGUGCCAAUUUGUGAUCUUACCGAUUCAGAUUCUCCUUAUUUACUAUCAGGGUUUCUUGGAAAGAUUCAUGUGGUAACUAAGGAUGGAAAUCAGAAUAUUGUGAUCUGGCAAGCAGAUAGGCAUAAUCAGCCCGUUCCAUCUUCAGGCACGUAUGGUUUCGAUGCAAAUAUAUGGAGACUUAUUGCAUCAAAGAGCAGUGGAUCAUCAGAGCUUGUCAGCUGUCAGCUUCUUGAUAUUUAGCGCUGAAGGUCAAGAUAUAACAUAGCUCAAGUCCGGAGAGUAUAGUACAGUAAGGAAAGCAUUUGGAACUUUGGAUUGAAGUUUUCGGAGGGCUUGGUCUAUAUGUUGAUAAAUAGAAUGUCCCUGAAGGCGAGUAAAAGGCUGGCGGUGGUGGUGACAAGUUAGAUAUUUCUGGAGAUAGGCGUGGUGGAGCUCCGACGAUCGCAUAGGCGACGGGAGGCGGUGGCCGGCAGUGGCCGAUAGGGGCAGCUAGCUGGGGGCACUUCAAAACUUGUAGGAGUAUAAUUAGGGGUGCAAACGAGCCGAGCCGAGCUCAUACAUGAGUAUGCUUGAGUUUGAUAUAAAUUCACGAUCUCAUGUUCGACUUCAAGCUUGAAUGAGUUACAUAAUUCUAGCUCGAGCUCGGGUCAAGUUUUGCUAAAUAUUUUUUUAUAGGUUUGAGCUUGAAUAAGAUGCUCGAACUCGAGCUUGAAUUCAAAGUAAAAACAAAAAUUCUAUUUUCAAAUUAUUAAUAUUACACUUUUGCGUCAUCUAUCUCACAUCUUCUUCAAUUCUCUGCCUCGUCGCUUUUGAGUUCCAAAAAGUGAUGCAGACAUCCAAACUUUUUGGAUUCAAUUGGAUUGUUCUUCUCUUCUGAUAGUGUUGAUUUUGUUCUGUGGCGGUUCUUUCUCGGGCACUGGUGCUCUGGGGUGAUUUGUUUCUCUUGAUGUGAGGAGUUCUGUUGGUGUCUCGGCUAGCUUCAUCCGAUAAGAGUAACAAGGAAUUUCAACAGUCAUUCAAGGAUCUGAAAGAGAAAGCAGAGGAGUUGAUCUAGGAGCUGGAGAAGUUGCAGCUAGCUGCCUCUUCAUUGGCCAAAAUAGUUGUCUUUGCAUUGACAAGUGUACCAGUGAUCUAGUAGCUUUUUGUUCUUUAUUAUUUUUUGCUGCUGGGUAUGCCCCUUUUAUUAAUUUAGCAUGUACAUUCACAUGUGUGUGAGAAUUUUAGAUAUAAUAAAAAUGUUUGAAAUUUUGGUUAUUUAUUAGUACUAAAUUAUAUAUGUGUGUGUACAUAUAUAUUGCAAUCAAUGUAUCAUGUGUAUGCUUUUGGAGUGUUGAAACAAUACAAAAUAAAG